AUAAUUAGGUUUUUGUUUUUUGAUUUAGGGUUUAGAUAAAGCAUGAAACUUUCAUAGGUUUUGAUAGCUAAGAUAUUUCUAAAAUCUAAGCUUUAUAUGAUCAUAACGUGCAGAUUAGUAUCAAAAUGGAUAAGGAGAAAUCUCCUCCUAGUAGUGGAGGUCUUCCUCCACCAUCAGGUCGUUACACUCCCUUUACACCAAUGAAACCUGAAUCAUCAUCCUUUCCUCAUUUGACUCCUCCUCCAAGUGGGACCAGCUCUGAUACUGCUAACCGGUUCAGCCACGAUAUAAGCCGAAUGCCUGAUAACCCACCUAAGAAUCUAGGCCAUCGCCGAGCUCACUCAGAGAUCUUGACUCUCCCUGAUGACUUGAGCUUUGAUAGUGAUCUUGGUGUGGUUGGUGGUGCUGCUGAUGGACCUUCUUUCUCUGAUGACACUGAUGAGGAUUUGAUGUCUAUGUAUCUUGACAUGGAUAAGUUUAAUUCCUCCGCGAGUUCUUCUUCUCAGAUGGGUGAGGCGUCGGAGAUGGUUUGGAGGAAUGAGUUGGGGUCGAGUUCUAAUUUUCAGAGUACUACUCCUGGUGGUGGGUCGAGUGAGAGACCGAGGAUUAGGCACCAGCAUAGCCAGUCUAUGGAUGGUUCAACGAGUAUAAAGCCUGAGAUGCUUAUGUCUGGGGGUGAGGAUGGGUCUGGUGUUGACUCUAAGAAAGCUAUCUCUGCUGCUAAACUUUCCGAGCUUGCUCUUAUUGAUCCUAAACGUGCUAAGAGGAUAUGGGCAAACAGGCAGUCUGCUGCGAGGUCGAAAGAAAGGAAGAUGAGAUACAUAGCGGAGUUAGAGAGGAAAGUACAGACUUUACAAACAGAAGCUACAUCUCUAUCAGCGCAGUUGACUCUCUUACAGAGAGAUACAAAUGGCCUGAGUGUUGAAAACCAUGAGCUGAAACUCCGAGUACAAACAGUGGAGCAACAAGUUCACCUCCAGGAUGCAUUAAAUGACACACUGAAGGAGGAAGUCCAACAUCUUAAGGUAUUAACGGGGCAAGGUGUUUCGAAUGGUGCAUCAUCAGUAAUGAACUAUGGUUCUUUUGGAUCAAACCAGCAAUUCUAUCCAAAUAAUCAGUCGAUGCACACUAUGCAAGCUGCACAACAGUUCCAGCAGCUCCAAAUCCAUUCACAGAAACAGCAGCAACAACAACAACAACAGCAGUUUCAGUUUCAGCAACAGCAGUUGUAUCAGCUUCAGCUUCAGCAGCAGCGGCUUCAACAGCAGGAACAACAAAGCGGUGUCGCGGAGCUAAGAAGGCCGAUGUCUUCUUCGGGUCAGAAAGAGAGUGGACCUGAUCUUGAGUCUUCCUCGGCAAAAGACUGAAGAGUGUUUGACUGUGUUAGUCUCUUGGAAAAAUCUCCUUUCUCUUUCCAGUUACAAAGUUGUGGCGUUUUCUCCCCUGAUCAGAGGCUCAUGGGGUUUGGGAUUUAUUGCAUUCUAGAUGUUAAAAACAAGACACCUUAGAUGUUGUUAGUGAAGCCAUUGUCUGUAGUCUUUUUUAUCCAUAUUCAAAUUCGUUGGCCUUUGUUCUGUUUGGUUAUUUGAAAUGUCUCUGGUUUGGUUUUAGAUUUGAAAUUUGUUUAGUCUGCAA
Eruca vesicaria subsp. sativa (arugula) is the source of this 1635-nucleotide messenger RNA. NCBI's taxonomy places the organism in Eukaryota, Viridiplantae, Streptophyta, Magnoliopsida, Brassicales, Brassicaceae. The record is from the annotation of a GenBank genome assembly.